CACGAGAGAGAAACGAGGCCGGGUUUUUACGCGAUGGCACGAACGGGGCUUGUCCGAGUCUUCCUUCCGGAUGUUCCAAUCAUAGGCAUGCGUUUCCUUUUCCAGAACACGCUCGGUGGGCCAGGCAAAUGUGGGAAAGAAAUUGUCGCGGCGCGCGAACACAUAUUUGAAGCUCCUCUCCCCAUCCCUCUUGUAGAGAAAAAAAAGAAAAAGAAAGAAAGAUGUGACGUCCGUCCUUUUCCCUUUUCUUCCCCCUUCUCUCCCUCUUCCAAUCUUGCUUAGUCGCUGAGCUUCUCGAGCUCUUCGAUUAAUCAAUUUUCACACGCCCCCAUAAGGAUUGUGUCCUCUCCUCUUGACUGGCGGGGUUCUGCACAAAAUCCAAUAGCUCCGUUGAGAAAUACGGUGCACUACCCAAUCGGCACAAUGUUUGGCGGUAGCGAUCACGAUAUCGAAAAGGCCCCCCAGGUGGGCAACGUGCCUUUCGUCGAUGACACCAGCGAUAAUGCAGUGCGCGGAGAGAGCUUCGUAUAUGGCAACUCUCUCUACGCCAAGAUCCAACGGCUGGCCGGGAAGCUCAACAUUGAGCAGCGAGGUAUCGAACGUGUGCCAGCUGAGGAGCAGACGGACACCUCGUACUUCAAUAUUGGCAGCAUGUGGCUGGCGGCCAACAUGGUGGUUAGCUCUUUCGCAAUUGGUGUUCUCGGAAAAUCCCUCUUCGAUCUCGGCUUUGUCGAUGCUAUCCUCGUCUGUCUCUUUUUCAAUCUGCUUGGUGUGAUGACGGUUUGCUUCUUCUCGUGUUUUGGACCUGCCUUUGGCUUGCGCCAAAUGGUUCUUUCGAGGUUUUGGUUUGGCUGGUAUGGAACAAAAUUCAUUGCCAUCCUCAACGUCCUUGCCUGCGUGGGCUGGUCUGCUGCAAACUCCAUUGUUGGUGCCCAGCUCAUCCAUGCGGUAAAUACCGACGUACCUGGAUUUGCCGGUAUCCUCAUUAUUGCAUUUUGCACUCUCUUCAUCACCUUUGCCGGAUACAAGGUUGUCCAUGCCUACGAAUAUUGGAGCUGGAUUCCCACCUUCAUUGUUUUCAUGAUCGUUUUCGGUACCUUUGCCCACUCUGGUGCAUUCCAAAAUCUGCCCAUGGGAGUUGGAAAAUCGGAAAUAGGUGGUUGUUUGUCUUUUGGCUCGACUGUGUACGGUUUCGCUACCGGAUGGACUAGCUACGCCGCGGAUUACACGGUGUACCAGCCCGCAAACCGCAGCAAGCGCAAGAUCUUCUUCUCUGCCUGGCUCGGACUUAUCGUUCCCCUUAUAUUCACCCAGUUCCUGGGAAUUGCGAUCAUGACAGCAACAAGCAUUGACGGCGGGGACAACAAGUAUCAGCAGGGCUAUGCAGCCUCUGGAAACGGAGGCUUGCUGGGUGCUGUUCUUGAGCCUCUGGGUGGUUUCGGCAAGUUCUGUCUCGUCAUUCUCGCUCUUUCCAUCAUUGCAAACAACUGCCCAAACAUCUAUUCCGUCGCCUUGACUCUUCAAGUCUUGAGUCGCUAUUCUCAGCGUGUCCCUCGAUUCAUCUGGGUUUUCUUGGGUUCUUGUGCCUCCAUCGCCAUUGGCAUUCCCGGAUACUCCCACUUUGAGACCAUCCUCGAGAACUUUAUGAACUUCAUCGCCUACUGGCUGGCCAUAUACUCCGGUAUCGCACUCAGUGACCACCUUGUCUUCAAGCGUGGGUUUUCGGGCUAUCGUCCAGAGCUGUAUGACCAGCGUGAGAAGCUCCCUGUUGGUAUUGCCGCCGCCGUCUCCUUUGGUUUUGGUGUUGCCGGCAUGAUCACAGGUAUGAGCCAGAGCUGGUAUGUCGGACCCAUUGCACUGCAUGCGGGUGCAGCACCCACCGGCGGUGAUAUUGGUUUCGAAUUAGCCUUUGCCUUUGCGGCUGUCAUGUAUAUUGUGUUGAGGCCCAUCGAGUUGAAAAUAUUCGGGCGGUAAAUACUAUGAUUCAAGGAGUUGUGAUAUAUCGUUAAUGAGCUACCUUGGGUCUCUGCAUUAGAGAAUAUAACUGUUGCAUAUAUGGAUGACGAUAAAUGUACAUAGAAGUUUUAUGAGCAUGCUUUUUGAUAGCACUUGAGCUUAAUUUAUUCAAUUUUGAUCAAGA
Molecule: messenger RNA, 2140 nt
Organism: Aspergillus wentii DTO 134E9
Lineage: Eukaryota; Fungi; Ascomycota; Eurotiomycetes; Eurotiales; Aspergillaceae
Product: cytosine permease
Exons: 3
Coding region: 424-1974 (516 amino acids)
Biological process (GO): transmembrane transport
Cellular component (GO): plasma membrane; fungal-type vacuole membrane
Molecular function (GO): transmembrane transporter activity
Source: RefSeq, a predicted model, not a curated record